AUGGAGAAAGCAGGGGGCAAGAACCGCCUCGUUCAGACGCGCUCAGACCCUGCGGCAUAUCCACAUCAAGGGUUGGAUGGCGCGGUGCAGCGCUUGCUGGAGGGUGCGCCUUCGACGCCGCCUCCGAAGAUCCUCGGUGAGGGUUCUGCAGACUCCCAUCCACAAGAUGAUGAGAUGGAGCAGUACCAUGUGCCCUCCGAUGGCGUGGUCCGGGAUCUGGAGCAGAUCACCUUAGAGGCCGGGCCAUCAUUGCAGAUCCUCCAGUCGCAAGCGCGGGGCACAGAGAUCAGCGGAGCUGCUUUAGAGGCGAUGGGCGUCUACACUAGCAGGCUCGACGCCAUCCGGUGGAUCAGCAGUCAGUUCUCUGCCUUCGGUUUCCGUGACGAGUGGUUGGCAGACGCCAUCUUUUACAUGGACCGCUUAGCGGUGAACAUGCACAGAAGCCCAAAUUUUAUGCCGCUGGGCCAAGUGGACAGCCCUGAGCAGCAAGCGGCGGCAGAGGUUAUGGGGCACCAGGAUCUUUGGUUGGCCUCCGUGAUGAUUGCCCUGAAGAUGUCCGAAGCUGAAUCUGAGCUGGAUAGCAGCAUCCAAGAUCUUGUAGUGCCAUUGGUCCCUUUUGAAGCCAACGGCGCCAAGUGCAAUCGCACAAGGUGGAACAGGAUCAAGCGUUCGGAGUUCCUGGUGAUGCGUCAGCUGGACCGCCGCCUUGUGGUGCCAACAGCUGUGCAGUUCAUUCAGGCUUUUUGCAGGGAGUUGCACAAGGGCGUCCUUGAUGUGAGCCCGGCUGGGAGAUGGUAA
Molecule: messenger RNA, 798 nt
Organism: Effrenium voratum
Lineage: Eukaryota; Dinophyceae; Suessiales; Symbiodiniaceae
Source: the annotation of a GenBank genome assembly